AUGCGAUAUGUCGGAAUGAUACCGGCGUUUGUGAUCCUGUUUGCUGUACUGUGCUACCUGCUUAGCCGUUCCCCUUACUUCUGGCGUCCGAAAUGGACAAGAUCAUUCAUUUCAGAGCACCCAUUAGAACUGUCUGAGUUGCCCCAAGACCGAAGAAAGCAACGAGUGGGCUGGGUGAUUAUUCUUUGCCUUAUUUCAAUGAUAGGAUUUGGAGCUGAGCUCACAAAAUCGAUCACUGAGGACUUCAACUCGGUGACCACUUCUGUACUUGUUUCAUGGGCAUUGGUGGCUGCUUUAAUCUGCGCUUCCCGACCAAGGAAGUGUCCCGCGUGGCUGCUUGCGUAUUUCAUUCCAGAAUUGAGCGUGGAGUUGUCUUUCAUUAUCAAUCAUGAUGCAUAUGCAGUGACGAAUCUCCCUGCGUGUUACGUGGCGGCCGGCGCCGCUCUGGCUGCUUGUGUGACGAUAUUGCUCAUGCCGCUUCGCGAGCCUUCUAUACCGUGUUAUGACAUUGCUGCCGUUGGCCAGCCAGCCUCCUGCGAAUUCCGCAGCCCGGAGGAUAACUUGAAACUCUGGCAGUUCUUGAGUGUGUCGUGGAUGGCUCCGCUCAUCUCCAUCGGGAGGAAAAGGCAACUGAACGAGGAGGAUGUCUGGUCUCUAGGAUUUGAGUUUCAGCAUCGCAAGCUGCAUGAUAAGUUUCGUCAACUUCGGGGUUCAGUGAUAGGGCGUUUGCUUCGAGCAAACGGGAUUGACAUCGCUAUUAUUACUACCAUUGCGAUUGUCCAGAUGAUCUGCGACUUUGCUACUCCUGUGCUGUUACAACAGCUUCUUCAAGCCAUGCAGGACAUGAGCUCAGGAAGACGGGCUGCUUUGACAUAUGCUCUAUUGACUCUACUUCUUCGAAUUGUUGCAGCACAGUCGCAAGUGCUUAAUCUUUGGUUUGGUAGACGCUGCUACGAAAGGAGUCGAGGCGAGAUGAUUAUGAUGGUCUACGAGAAGGCGCUUUCGAGGAAGAAUAUCUUUGAGCCCCAGACGGAGAAGAGCAACGAGGAGGCUGCGCCUUCAGAGAACAUGAAUGUGAGUGUCGAUGGCGAGUCUGAGACGGUCAGCACUAAACAAAGGAAAAUUUGUGGGAUCUUCCCUCGACGACGGGCGACUUCAGAGAAGCAAACGAAGUCAGCUGCCUCCAUGGGCAAGAUCUUCAACCUUCUUCGUGGUGACGUCUAUGAAGUUGCUCAGCGUUUCUGGGAAGUUGACUCAUUGAUCGACAAACCCCUAGGGCUUAUCAUUGCUACAGUGCUUGUCUGGAAGCUGUUUGGUCCGUCUUGCUUUCUCGGCAUUCUAGCGAUACUGAUCGCCCAAGUUCUAAAUGCUACUAUCACUCGCACGCUCCUGCGGUGGGAGCGAGUCCGGAGACUAGCAACUGAUGCAAGAUUGCAGAUAACAUCUCAGUUUAUUGAAGCACUCCGCCAUCUCCGCUGGUAUGGAUGGCAGAAUCAUUGGUUCCAGCAGGUCAUGGAUGCCAGACAGUCUGAACUCAACCUUCGGAUCAUCACCAGCCUUUGGAGUAUACUCAUUCGCUUUGUGAACACCUUCGCAAGCGGCCUAUUCCCAGUGGUGGCGCUGUAUGCGUAUACACUGUUGGCUGGCCACCCUUUACGCAUUGACAUCAUCUUCCCAGCACUCCAGCUAUUUACCAUGCUGGAGACCCGUCUUCGGGAUAUCCCUGGUCUAAUAACAGUUUUGAUUAAUGCGUCUAUCGCCGUCGAAAGAAUCGAAGAUUUCAUGGCAGAGCCAAAUAAGGAAAAAUUUGACGUUGCCCACGCUCAUCCUGCGUUGCUUCAAUUGAAGCAUUGUUCAUAUGCCUGGCCAGGUCGGGCACACCCUGUGCUAUCAGAUAUUGAUCUCCGCAUAAAUGAAGGACUUACGAUAGUUUCUGGCAAGGUUGGGGCUGGGAAAACGGCCCUGCUUCAAGCCCUUCUUGGUGAAUUGGAUAGAAUCAGUGGGUCUUCAGAUAUUCCUAACGAGAUGGUGGGUUAUUGUGCUCAAACACCAUGGCUCCAGAGCAUGAGUAUCCGGGACAAUAUUCUCUUCUCCUCGCCUUAUGAUGAGCAACGGUACCAAAGAGUUUUGGAAGCAUGCGCCUUGCUCCCGGACCUUGUCAAUUUCGAGCAUGGUGACCUUUCUUUUGUGGGAGAGAAUGGGAUCGGCCUGUCCGGGGGUCAAAAAGCCCGUGUGGCUCUCGCGAGAGCGCUUUACAGUGCCGCGAGAAUCUUAUUACUUGAUGACCCCCUAUCUGCUCUUGAUCAUAAUACUGCAGAGAUGGUGGCUCAAAAGUGCUUCACAGGACCACUGAUGCAAGAUCGUGUCGUUGUUCUCGUUACGCACCGCACCGCACUAGUCAACCAUAUCGCAUGUCAACUGGUCCAUAUUGAAGAUGGCAGGGCAACAGUUCGCUCUAAGGAAGCGAUUACCACGGAUUUCAUGGCUCAUGACGAUGUCCUAUCCUCUUUAGCAAGAACAACCCAUGCUGAAGCUGAAAAUCGCGAUCUGAUUCGGGAGGCUGCCGCUUCCGCUCCCACGAAAUUCAUUGAGGAAGAACAUCGUGCAGAGUGGGGCGUACAAGCUCAAGUGUACUGGACAUAUAUCAAGGCUGGCAGAUACCGGUGGUGGAUUGCGCUUGUCUUUAUCUUAACCGUGUACCGACUGACGUCUGUGGGACAGUCAUGGUUUCUGAAAGAGUGGGGCGAAGCCUACGAUCAACUACUGUUACUGUUUGGUUACUCUGCUGCCAAAGGAGAGUCUUCGGUUGGUUUAUUGGAGGCAUCACUCGCAUGGCCUCAAGUUCUUCAUUGGUCACCAACUGACCCGCUAAGCAAAUUGCCAGCUCCGUUCGAAGAUGUUCGUCCUUGGUUACUAGCUUUCUUUGUGAUUACAACGUUUCAAUCAGCCAUGCUUCUGAUUGCACAACUACUGAUGCUGGUCAUCGUAUAUUGUGCGGGGAAGAAGCUUUUCCGUGAAGUCAUGGUCCAAGUGAGCCAUGCCACAUUUCGCUUUUUUGAUAUUACUCCUAUCGGCCGCUUGAUGAACCGGUUGACGUCUGAUAUCGGAGUGGUUGAUGGGAACAUCAGCGAACAAUUCCAAGCUAUAGCGUUUCAAGCUAUCACCUGGAUAUCGUCCAUUGUGGUCAUAGGCUCUGUUACACCAACUUUCCUUGGAUUUUCGUUUGCUCUCACCGGGGCGUUCAUUUUCACCUUCCUGCGGUUUCUCCCUACAUCGCAAAGCCUUCGGCGACUCGAAAUGGUGUCCCUGAGCCCGCUGAUAUCCAACUUUGGAGAGCUUCUCCAUGGCCUGACCACUGUUCGCGCGUUUCAUGCCGAAGAACGCUUUCAGGACAGAGUGAUUGCAGUCGUGGACAAAUUCCAAGGGAUGGACCAUUUCUACUGGUCUCUGCAGAGCUGGUUGAUGUACAGAUUUGAAACGCUUUCAGCUCUGUCCACCUUUUGCCUGACUGUUCUGGUAUUAUACACCGGUAUAACUCCGGGACUGGCUGCCUUCGUAUUGAUCGCAGCAAACAACUUCGUUACAUCCACUCACGCAUUGUGCAAACAAUACGGCCAGCUCCAAAUGGACUUUGUCUCCGUGAAGCGGAUUGAUGAGCUGCUUCAUGUCGAACAGGAGGAUCCAGGUACAAUUCAGCCUCCUGCGUCUUGGCCGCGGUUUGGACAGGAUAUCAUUUUCGAGGAUGUGAACGUCAAAUAUGCUGCACAUCUGGAGCCUUCUCUUCGCAAUAUCUCCCUUCGAAUUCCCGGUGGCUCAACAGCUGCCAUAAUAGGCAGAACAGGAAGUGGCAAAUCCACUCUUGCAGUAUCACUGCUGAGCGUGAUCCGACCUGAGUCCGGCCGAAUCAUCAUCGACGGUCUCGAUAUUGCGCAAGUCGACACACAAGCACUCCGCACCCGUGUUACCUUUGUUGCGCAAGAUCCCGUUCUCUUCCCUGGUAGUAUCCGGUUGAACCUAGAUCCAACAGGUGAAUACUCGGACGAGGAAUGCGCCGAAGUCCUGAAGCGCAUCUGCAGUCGACACCGCUGGAGCCUCCAGACUAACAUCGAAGCUGGUGGGCGUAACCUAAGCCAAGGAGAGCGGCAGUUAAUUGGCCUCACUCGAGCCGUCUUGCGUCGCAGCUCGGUUGUCAUUCUAGAUGAGGCUACGGCCUCCAUUGAUCAUGAGAGCUCCCUUGAGAUCCAGCAGGUCAUCAGGGAGGAACUGCGGGAAUCAACAGUCAUCACAAUUGCGCAUCGGUUGGAGGCCAUCAAAGACGCAGAUUACUAUGUGGUGCUCGACCAGGGACGGGUCUCGAAGUAUGGCUACGUGAAGGACAUGAAAACUCCUCUCUAG
Molecule: messenger RNA, 4395 nt
Organism: Aspergillus clavatus NRRL 1
Lineage: Eukaryota; Fungi; Ascomycota; Eurotiomycetes; Eurotiales; Aspergillaceae
Product: putative ABC bile acid transporter
Exons: 3
Coding region: 1-4395 (1464 amino acids)
Biological process (GO): transmembrane transport
Cellular component (GO): fungal-type vacuole; membrane
Molecular function (GO): ABC-type peptide transporter activity; ATP binding; ATP hydrolysis activity
Source: RefSeq, a predicted model, not a curated record